Molecule: messenger RNA, 1668 nt
Organism: Geodia barretti
Lineage: Eukaryota; Metazoa; Porifera; Demospongiae; Tetractinellida; Geodiidae
Source: the annotation of a GenBank genome assembly
CUGCCGGCGCUGGAGGCGGCCGGCUAUCCCGGCGUGGCGCGGCUGCCGUACUCCCUCAAGAUUCUGCUGGAGAACAUGCUGCGGCGGGAGGACGGCCGCUUCGUCACGGCGCGCGACAUCGAGACGCUCGCCCGCUGGACGCCCGGCACGCACACCGAGAUCGCCUUCAUGCCGGCGCGCGUGCUCCUGCAGGACUUCACCGGCGUGCCGGCCGUCGUGGAUCUGGCCGCCAUGCGCGACGGCAUCGCGCGCCUGGGCGGGGACCCCGAGGCGGUGAACCCUGCGCAGCCGGCCGAGCUGGUCAUCGAUCACUCGGUGCAGGUCGACUACUUCGCCCGGCCGGACGCGUUCGACCUGAACGCGAAGCUUGAAUUCUCCCGCAACCGCGAGCGCUACGCGUUCCUGAAGUGGGGCCAGGAGGCGUUCCGCAACUUCCGCGUCGUGCCGCCGGGUACCGGCAUCGUCCAUCAGGUGAACAUCGAGUAUCUGGCGCGGGUGGUCUGCCGGGACGGGGCAAACGGCGACGCGACCGCCUAUCCCGACACGCUCGUCGGGACCGACUCGCAUACCACCAUGGUCAACGGCCUCGGCGUCGUCGGCUGGGGCGUGGGCGGCAUCGAGGCGGAGGCGGCCAUGCUCGGGCAGCCGAUCUCGAUGCUUAUCCCGGACGUCAUCGGCUUCCGGCUGGUGGGCGCGCUGCCGGACGGCACGACCGCUACCGAUCUGGUGCUGACCAUCACCGAGCAGCUCCGCCAGUACGGCGUCGUCGGCAAGUUCGUGGAGUUCUGCGGUCCCGGGCUGGCGUCGCUGACGGUGGCCGACCGGGCGACACUCGGGAACAUGUCGCCCGAGUACGGCUCCACGGUGGCAAUCUGCCCGAUCGACGACAUGACACUGGACUACCUCCGGCUGACCGGCCGCGACGGCGCGCAGGUCGAGCUGGUCGAGGCGUACGCCAGGGCGCAGGGGCUGUUUGCCGCGGCGGCCGAGGAACCGCUCUACACCGACGCGAUCGAGCUUGACCUGGCGACGGUCGAACCGAGCCUGGCCGGACCCAAGCGCCCGCAGGACCGCGUGCCGCUGCACAGCGCGAAGGCGGCGUUCGCCGGGGUGCUCGACGAGCUGGCCGCGGGCCGCAACGCCCCGGCCGGCGGGUCUGGCAACGGCUCCGGCGCGGGCGUCGAGGACGGCGCGGUCGUGAUUGCCGCCAUCACCAGCUGCACGAACACCUCCAACCCGAGUGUCAUGAUCGCGGCCGGGCUCGUGGCGCAGCGGGCGCAGGCGCUCGGGCUGCGUCCCAAGCCCUGGGUGAAGACCAGCCUGGCGCCCGGCUCCCUCGUGGUGACGGAGUAUCUGCGGGCCGCCGGCCUGCUGGAGCCGCUCGAGCAGCUCGGCUUCGGCCUGGUCGGUUACGGCUGCACCACCUGCAUCGGCAACAGCGGCCCGCUGCCCGACGAGGUCGCCGCGGCGGUGCGCGACAACGACCUGGUCGUCACGUCCGUACUCAGCGGCAACCGCAACUUCGAGGGGCGCGUACAGCCGCUCGUGCGCGCCAACUACCUUGCCUCGCCGCCGCUGGUCGUGGCGUAUGCACUGGCCGGCCGGAUGACGGUCGACCUGACGCGCGAGCCGCUCGGCGCGAUGCGAACGGCGCCGACGUGUAUCUGA